Messenger RNA from Aspergillus calidoustus, 891 nucleotides. Lineage: Eukaryota; Fungi; Ascomycota; Eurotiomycetes; Eurotiales; Aspergillaceae. The record is from the annotation of a GenBank genome assembly.
AUGACAGCGCGCCAAUCAACGCCAUCGUCCGAGAACUCGCAUUCAGAUAGCGGCGUCCGCAAGCGAGUAUGUAAGGCCUGCGAUCGCUGUAGACUGAAGAAAUCCAAGUGUGACGGAGCCAAACCAUGCGGUCGCUGUCGAGCAGACAACACCCUCUGUGUCUUUGGCGAGAGAAAGAAGGCUCAUGACAAAGUGUACCCUAAGGGAUACGUUGAGAUGCUAGAGCAACAACAAACAUGGCUUGUCAACGGCCUGCAAGAACUAUAUCGACGACUCCUCGACGGCGAAGGCUGGCAGGGCGAACCGCUGAAAUGCGAACCAAACGGCCACCCAUUGACACACGACCUUCUCAUGCAACUUGGAGCAUUGGACUCGAGAAAGCACGAGCGGUUCGAAGAGAGUGCAGACGCGCUACAGUCGGAACUAUGGAGGCAUAGCGCGGGCCACAUGCAGCGCCAGGACUCGUCAGAUACCUCGUCCGAGAGCGCACACUCGCCCAUUGUGCCGCCGCAGUUCUCAGACCCCUUUGCGUCUCGCACGGCACUCCCCCAGACGCCCACGACGUCCCUGCGAAUAGACGUCCCACAGUCCACCAUCAAGACGGAGCCGCAUCUCCCCCCGAGCAAUCCAUACACCACGGGGAUGCAACAGUCGCAGCCGAUGCCUGGGGUUAUCAACCCGCUACAGCUCCAGAGCAACCAGAUGCAUGGCCAAUGGAACUCUGGGUACGGGUACGACGAGAUGGACUUCUCCGCGCAGUUUGUCAACUUUGAAGACCCGAUGGCGUCACCAAUGUUCAGCAGACAGGUCUUGACGGCGCCCUUUCUGGAUAGCAAAAACGACUACGAGGAGAUGAAUCAGUAUCUGAAUACGCAGUUGGAGAUUGCAUAA